Molecule: messenger RNA, 2232 nt
Organism: Penaeus indicus
Lineage: Eukaryota; Metazoa; Arthropoda; Malacostraca; Decapoda; Penaeidae
Gene: deltaCOP
Product: coatomer subunit delta-like
Exons: 9
Coding region: 115-1662 (515 amino acids)
Biological process (GO): retrograde vesicle-mediated transport, Golgi to endoplasmic reticulum; endoplasmic reticulum to Golgi vesicle-mediated transport; Golgi localization
Cellular component (GO): COPI vesicle coat
Source: RefSeq, a predicted model, not a curated record
GGAGUGAUCCAACACCUGCGGCCGAGAGUGGUCACGUCAGCAAGACUUUCCUUCGUUUUAUUUCACUUUUAAGGGAAUUUCUCGCGGAAUUCGGCGCUCGUUCAUUUAUCCAACAUGGUGUUGCUGGCCGCAGCAGUUUGCACCAAGAGCGGGAAGGCUUUGGUGUCUCGGCAGUUUGUCGAGAUGACAAAGUCGCGCAUUGAGGGGCUUCUGGCUGCCUUCCCAAAGUUAAUGACAGGAGGCCGGCAGCACACCUUUGUUGAGACAGAGUCCGUGCGUUAUGUGUAUCAGCCCCUGGACCGCCUGUACAUGCUGCUUAUCACCACAAGGGCAUCAAACAUCUUGGAAGAUCUUGAAACACUCAGGCUGUUCUCUCGAGUGAUCCCAGAGUACUGCCGUAAUAUGGAAGAAAGCGAGAUCUUGGAAAAUGCAUUCCAUCUCAUUUUUGCCUUCGAUGAGAUUGUAGCCCUUGGUUACAGGGAGUCUGUGAACCUGGCCCAGAUUCGUACUUUUGUUGAAAUGGACUCACAUGAAGAGAAGGUCUAUAGAGCUGUCAGGGAGACCCAAGAAAGGGAGGCUCGAACCAAGAUGAAGGAGAAGGCCAAGGAGCUGCAGCGCAAACGGUACGAGGAGAACAAGAGAGGCAUCAAGUCCCCAGGCUUCUCCGGGGGAAACAGUGGAGGAUUUGGCAUGUCUGGAGGUUUCGGAGGAGGAUCUGGAGGUUUCACCCCAUCGGAGCCGAUAACAGCCACCACACAGGAGAGCAGGCCCGCUCCCAUGAAGGCUUCAGGUCCAAACCGCGCCAUGAAGCUCGGAAGCAAGGCCAAGGAUGUGGAUUCCUUCGUGGACCAGCUGAAGUCUGAGGGAGAGCGAGUAGUUUCCGCAACAGAGCCCGUGAACAAGAUGCAGCCAGUGUCUACGCCUCAAGUGGAUGUCGAGCCAGUUCACAUUGUCAUGGCAGAGGACCUGGUGGUGCGAGCUGGAAGGGAUGGAGGCUUACAGACAAUGGAAGUCCAAGGUAUCCUCAAACUCCGAAUCACAGACAGCGACCACGGCUUUAUCAAAGUACAGGUGGACAAUACAGAUAGCAGACCCAUUCAGUUGCAGACUCAUCCCAAUGUAGACCGUGAUCUCUGGCGCUCUUGCGGACAAAUAGGCAUGAAGAUGUCGAACAAGCCUUUCCCUGCAAACACAGAUGUGGGGGUGUUGAAGUGGAGGUUCCAGACAACAGAUGAAAGUCAAGUGCCAUUAUCUAUUAACUGCUGGCCCCAGGAGAACGGUGCAGGAGGAUGCGACGUCAACAUUGAGUACACCUUAGAGAACACUGAAAUGGAACUCAACGAGGUUACUAUAACCAUUCCGCUUGCCUCGGGUGCCCCCCCACCGGUCAUCAACGACUGUGAAGGAGAGCACGAAUAUGACCGCGCUCACUGCUCGCUUGUAUGGCGUAUUCCCGUUAUUGAUAAGACUUCCCCAACUGCUGCCAUGGACUUCACAGCCAGAGGUGUUCCCGAUAACUUCUUCCCAGUCCGCGUCUCCUUCCACUCCUCACGGAUUUACUGCAACCUCAAGGUUUUGGGAGUUGUCAGCACUUCUGAUGGAGCACCAGUGGUACAUUCCAUGGAGACGCUCAUGAAAACCAACGUCUAUGAGAUUGACUAAAUGUGUUUGUUAUUUCCUAUGGUGCACAAUAAUUAGUAGGAUCCAGACAUCAAGUAAAUCUUCUGUCAUGUUAAGCUGCUAAAAGGAUUAUCAUAUAUAUUUUUUUUCCUUCUUUUUAAGUAGUUGUGUUGAGGUUCAGAACAUUUCUGCAAGUGUUGCAUUUACAUUUGGUAAAAGUAUAAUUUUAAUGAUUCACCUUUAUUUUAUGGAUUGUAUGAAUUAUUCCUGUUGAACAGGUUCCAGGGAAGCUGAGCAGGUUAUUAUUUGACUGGAGUGUGAGUUAGUUACAUCAUGUAUAAGUACUGUCAAUGUUCACAUGUUAAUCCUGGAGAUAAAUCCACCUCUUUAUGUUAACAUAAAUAGGACUGAAGAUGGCAUAUUACAGGGUUGUUUUAUGGCAUCUUCCAGUCAGAUAACUUUUUCUUAUUUUGUAUAUAUAUUUACAAGCAGCCAGUGUCCAAAUUGUUAAUUAUUUUAGUUUAGAAAAGAUUGCUGUUUUUCCCCAUGUAGAAGAAACAGCAAAUUUAUUGUUUCCAAUCUAUAUUCUGCAUUAAAGAGAGGACAAGUUUA